UCUCUAACACAGCCUACCAGUCUGUGUGAAGAAGACUUCCGGUGGUGUGUCAUGGCGGUGGCAUGGUGAAUCCUACAGAAAGGGAUAAAUCUUAUUCCCCGUCCUGCUCUCCGGUCAGUUCAGGGACGAUUUUCUUGUAGAAAGAAGCGUGUCCGCUCCGGCCUCGCCCCUUGGAUCAGUCAGCACGCCGCUGCAGUUUCCCUCCGCCCGGUCAUGGCGGCUCACAAACCCGUGGAGUGGGUCCAGGCCGUGAUCACCAGAUUCGAUGAGCAGCUUCCCAUUAAAGUUGGCCACCAGAAUACUCACACCAAAGUCAGCACAGAGCACAACAAAGAAUGUCUGAUCAACAUAUCCAAGUACAAGUUCUCCCUCGUCAUCAGUGGCCUUACCACCAUCCUUAAAAAUGUCAACAACAUGCGGAUAUUUGGAGAAGCUUCUGAGAAGAACCUCUACCUCUCUCAGCUCAUCAUCCUGGACACACUGGAGAAGUGCCUGGCUGGGCAAUCCAAGGACUCUUUGCGUCUGGAUGAGACCAUGCUGGUCAAACAGCUUCUGCCAGAGAUCUGCCAUUUCAUCUAUACAUACCGUGAGGGCCACCAGCAUGCCGCUGAGCUCCGCGCCUCGGCCUCAGCUGUCCUCUUCUCCCUGAGCUGCAACAACUUCAAUGCCGUCUUCAGCCGUAUAUCCACCAGGCUCCAGGAGCUGACAGUGUGCUCUGAGGACAAUGUGGAUGUUCAUGAUAUAGAGCUGAUGCAGUACAUCAAUGUUGACUGCUCCAAGCUGAAGAGGCUGGUACAAGAAACUGUACUAAAGUUUAGAGCUCUCAAGAAGCCUGCCCAGCUAGCAGUCAUCAACAGUUUAGAGAAGGCGUUUUGGAACUGGGUGGAGAAUUACCCCGAUGAGUUUACCAUGCUCUACCAGCGACCACAGGCCGAUAUGGCAGAAGCUGCAGAGAAGUUGUUUGAUCUGGUGGACAGCUUUGCAGAAAGUGCCAAGAGGAAGGCAGCUGUGUGGCCACUGCAGAUCAUCCUCCUCAUCCUUUGUCCAGAGAUCACUCACACAAUCUCCAAAGACACUGUUGAAGACAGCAAAGCCAACAAGAAGCUGUUUUUGGACAGUUUGCGAAAAGCCUUAGCAGGCCAGGGUGGUGGCAAGCAGCUGAUGGAGAGUGCUGCCAUCGCCUGUGUCAAGCUGUGCAAAGCCUCCACCUACAUCAACUGGGAGGAUCACUCCACCAUUUUCCUCUUGGUCCAGUCUAUUGUCAUAGAUCUCAAGGCUCUGCUGUUCAACCCAGCCAAACCUUUCUGGAGGGGCACAGGCAGCCAGAAUGCUGAUGUGGAGCUCAUGAUGGACUGCUUUGUCUCCUGUUUCCGCAUCAAUCCUCACAACAACCAGCACUUUAAGGUCUGUUUGGCCUCCUCCUCCCCCUCCACCUUUCACUUUGUCCUGGUCAACUCAUUGCACAGAAUUAUCACCAAUUCCCAUCUUGACUGGUGGCCUAAGAUUGAUGCAGUGUACUGCUACUCUGGAGAGCUUCGCUUUAUGUUCUCAGACACACUCAAUCGGGUGAUUCAAGGCAUCGGUACCCACGCUCCACUACGUAUGACACCGAGUCUUACAUUCAAAGGGAAGAUGACAACCAGCCUUAAGUUCAAAGAAAAAGCCACAGACCUGGACACUCGAAGUUACAAGUGCCUCCUUCUUGCUCUGGUUAAACUCAUCCAUGCUGACCCCAAACUCAUGUUGCACAACCCAGUAAGGCAAGCUCCAGAGAUGCAGAGCAGCACAGCAGAGCUCAUCACCGGCCUGGUACAGCUAGUGCCUCUAACCAACACCACCCAACUAUCACAAGAAGCUAUGGAGGCACUGUUGGUUCUACACCAGCCAGAGACGAUAGAGCUGUGGAAUCCUGAUACCCCCAUAGAGACAUUUUGGGACAUCAGUUCACAGGUGCUUUUCCUCAUCUGCCGUAAGCUGAUUGGCCAGCAGAUGGUUAAUGGGACAGAAGUUCUGAAAUGGCUGAGGGAGAUCCUCAUCUGCAGGAACAAAUUUCUACUCAAGAACAAGGAGUGUGCCACUAUGGGUAGUGGGAUUCCCAUUUGCCGGCAAGCGCAGACAAAGCUGGAGGUGAGUCUGUACAUGUUCCUGUGGAGUCAAGACACGGAGGCAGUGCUGGUGGCCAUGUCAUGUUUCCGCCACCUCUGUGAGGAGGCUGACAUCCGCAGCGCCGCUGACGAAGUGCCUGUCCAAAACAUCCUGCCCAACUACGCCACCUUCAGUGAACUGGCCUCUGUAAGCAACAUGAUGGGAACAGGACGAUCCACCUUGCAGAAGAGGGUGAUGGCCUUGUUAAGGAGAAUAGAGCACCCCACACCAGGAAACAUUGAGGCUUGGGAGGACACGUACGCAAAAUGGGACCAGGCCACCAAACAGAUUCUCAACUUUCCCAAAAACAAGGCUGAUGAUGGGCAGCAGGAGUGGAUCAACAUGACAGGCUUCCUAUGUGCUCUGGGUGGUGUGUGUCUUCAGCAGCGCAGCACCCCAGGCCCAGCAACUUACAGCCCACCUAUGGGCCCAAUGAGUGAACGCAAACACUCCAUGAUAUCCAUGGGCCCCUGCGAGGUGUCCAAUUCCAUGGUCUCAGCUUCAUCUUGCUCCUCAUCGGCGUCCAGUGAGACGCCUGUUAGCCGCUUCCUGGACCGGCUGCUGGCCCUGCUUGUGUGUGGCCACGACAGGGUUGGUCUCCAUGUUCGCACCAGUGUUAAAGACCUGCUGGGGCUGGAGCUCAGCCCUGCCCUCUACCCCAUGCUCUUCAACAAGCUGAGGAACAGCAUCGGAAAGUUCUUUGACACACAAGGACCAGUUCCUAUCAACGACACUAACACCCAGUUUGUGGAGCAGACCAUAGCCAUCAUGAAGAACUUGUUAGAUAACCACACAGAGGGCAGCUCCGAACACUUGGGACAGGCCAGCAUCGAGACCAUGAUGCUCAACCUGGUCAGGUAUGUGCGCAUCCUGGGAAAUAUGGUACAUGCGAUCCAGAUCAAAACCAAGCUGUGCCAACUGGUGGAAGUUAUGAUGGAGAGAAGAGAUGACCUAUCUUUCUGCCAGGAGAUGAAAUUUAGGAACAAGAUGGUAGAGUACCUGACAGACUGGGUGAUGGGAACCUCCAACCAGGCUACUGACGAUGACAUCAAGUGCCUGACAAGAGACCUGGACCAGGCCAGCAUGGAGGCAGUAGUGUCUCUGUUAGCUGGUCUUCCUCUGCAGCCAGAAGAGGGCGAUGGAGUAGAACUGAUGGAGGCCAAAUCUCAGCUCUUCCUCAAGUACUUCACUCUAUUCAUGAACCUGCUGAAUGACUGCAGUGAGGUGGAGGAUGAGGGCCAGGCAGUGGGGGGACGAAAAAGAGGAAUGUCUCGCCGAUUGGCCUCGCUUCGCCACUGCACCGUCCUGGCCAUGUCCAACCUGCUCAAUGCUAACGUAGACAGUGGUCUCAUGCACUCAAUCGGUCUGGGCUACCACAAGGACCUGCAGACUCGAGCCACCUUCAUGGAGGUACUGACUAAGAUCCUGCAGCAAGGAACAGAGUUUGACACGCUGGCAGAGACUGUUCUUGCUGACCGCUUUGAGAGGCUGGUGGAGCUGGUGACCAUGAUGGGAGACCAGGGAGAGCUGCCCAUCGCCAUGGCUCUGGCUAAUGUGGUUCCUGGAUCUCAGUGGGAUGAACUUGCCAGAGUCCUGGUGACACUGUUUGAUUCCCGUCACCUCCUCUACCAGCUGCUGUGGAACAUGUUCUCUAAAGAGGUGGAGCUGGCUGACUCCAUGCAAACUCUCUUCAGAGGAAACAGCCUAGCUAGCAAAAUAAUGACCUUCUGUUUUAAGGUAUAUGGGGCAGCAUACUUGCAGAAGCUACUGGAGCCUUUAUUAAGAGGGGUCAUAACCACUCCUGACCACAUCAUCUUUGAGGUGGACCCCACCAGGCUGGAACAAGUUGAGAACCUGGAGGAGAACCAGAGGAACUUGCUGCAGAUCACUGAGCGGUUCUUCCAGGCCAUCAUUGGUUCAUCCAGCGAGUUCCCCCCACAGCUCCGCAGUGUCUGCCACUGUCUCUACCAGGCUACUUGUCACUCUCUACUGAAUAAAGCAACAGUAAAAGAAAAAAAGGAAAACAAAAAAGCAGUGGUGAGUCAGCGCUUCCCGCAGAACAGCAUUGGUGCUGUGGGCAGUGCCAUGUUUCUUCGGUUUGUCAACCCAGCUAUUGUAUCCCCAUAUGAGGCUGGCAUCUUGGAUAAGAAGCCCUUGCCCAGGAUAGAACGAGGUCUCAAACUUAUGUCCAAGAUUCUGCAGAGCAUUGCAAACCACGUCUUGUUCACAAAAGAAGAAUACAUGAGGCCUUUUAAUGAUUUUGUGAAGAGCAACUUUGAUUCUGCAAGGAGGUUUUUCUUGGACAUAGCAUCCGACUCUCCACCCAGUGACACUGUCAAUCAUAGUCUGUCCUUCAUCAGUGAUGGUAAUGUGCUGGCCCUCCACCGCCUGCUGUGGAACAACCAGGAGAGGAUUGGCCAGUACCUUUCCAGUAACAGAGAUCACAAGGCUGUAGGCAGACGACCUUUUGACAAGAUGGCAACCCUGCUAGCCUACCUAGGACCCCCUGAACACAAACCUGUGGCUGACACUCACUGGUCCAGUCUUAACCUGACUAGCUCCAAGUUUGAAGAGUUCAUGACAAGGCACCAGGUCCAUGAGAAGGAAGAGUUCAAAGCAUUGAAGACGCUCAACAUCUUCUACCAGGCAGGAACAUCCAAAACUGGGAACCCAGUGUUCUACUAUGUGGCUCGCAGGUUCAAAACGGGGCAGAUCAAUGGUGACCUGCUCAUCUAUCACGUCCUCCUUACCCUCAAACCCUACUAUGCCAAGCCCUAUGAGAUAGUAGUAGACUUAACUCAUGUAGGACCCAGCAAUCGCUUCAAGACUGACUUCCUAUCUAAGUGGUUUGUGGUCUUUCCUGGCUUUGCCUAUGAGAACGUAGCAGCUGUUUAUGUCUACAACUGCAAUACAUGGGUGAGAGAGUAUACCAAGUACCACGAGCGGCUUCUGACAGGCCUGAAGGGCAGCAAGCGACUCCAGUUUAUUGACUCUCCAGCUAAGCUGGCCGAGCAUAUUGAACCUGACCAGCAGAAGCUGCCUGCUGCAACCCUGACCCUGGAGGAAGAUCUUAAAGUGUUCCAUAAUGCCCUCAAGCUGGCCCAUAAAGACACCAAGGUCUCAAUAAAGGUGGGUUCGACAGCAGUUCAGGUGACCUCAGCUGAGCGGACCCGUGUCCUUGGCCAACCAGUCUUCCUCAAUGAUGUCUACUAUGCUUCAGAAAUUGAGGAGAUUUGUCUCGUGGAUGAGAGCCAGUUCACCCUCACAAUGGCCAAUCAGGGCACACCUCUUACAUUCAUGCACCAGGAGUGUGACACCAUCGUCCAGUCCAUCAUCCAUAUACGGACACGCUGGGAGCUGUCGCAGCCCGACUCUAUCCCACAGCACACCAAGAUCCGUCCAAAAGAUGUUCCUGGCACUCUGCUCAACAUUGCUCUGCUCAACCUUGGCAGUUCUGAUCCCAGCCUCAGGUCUGCAGCUUACAAUCUGUUGUGUGCUUUGACCUGCACCUUUAACCUAAAGAUAGAGGGCCAGCUGUUGGAGACGUCAGGCCUCUGCAUCCCAGCCAACAACACCCUCUUCAUAGUCUCCAUCAGCAAGACUCUUGCUGCCAAUGAGCCCCAUCUAACACUGGAGUUUCUGGAAGAGUGCAUCUCAGGCUUCAGCAAGUCCAGUAUUGAGCUGAAGCAUCUCUGCUUGGAGUACAUGACACCUUGGCUGCUCAACCUAGUUCGCUUCUGUAAGCACAACGAUGAUGCCAAGCGCCAGCGUGUUACUGCAAUUUUGGACAAACUCAUUACCAUGACCAUUAAUGAAAAGCAGAUGUAUCCCUCUAUCCAAGCCAAGAUCUGGGGAAGCCUGGGUCAGAUAACAGACCUGUUGGAUGUGGUGUUGGACAGUUUUAUUAAGACAAGUGCCACAGGAGGUCUGGGCUCCAUCAAAGCAGAGGUCAUGGCUGAUACUGCAGUGGCUCUGGCUUCUGGGAAUGUCAAAUUGGUCUCCAGCAAGGUUAUUGGUCGGAUGUGCAAGAUCAUUGACAAGACAUGCCUGUCGCCAACACCCACACUGGAACAGCACCUAAUGUGGGACGAUAUUGCCAUCUUGGCACGCUACAUGCUCAUGCUGUCCUUCAAUAACUCCCUGGAUGUUGCAGCCCACCUGCCCUACCUGUUCCACGUGGUGACCCUGCUGGUAGCUACAGGGCCGCUGUCGCUUAGGGCUUCCACCCAUGGUUUGGUCAUCAACAUCAUCCACUCCCUCUGCACCUGCUCACAGCUGAACUUCAGUGAGGAGACAAAGCAGGUGCUGAGGCUAAGUCUGACCGAAUUCUCUCUGCCAAAGUUUUACCUGCUGUUUGGCAUCAGCAAAGUCAAGUCAGCUGCCGUCAUUGCCUUCCGCUCCAGCUACAGAGACCGUUCCUUUUCACCAGGCUCUUAUGAGAGGGAGACAUUCGCCCUGUCCUCCCUGGAGACCGUCACUGAGGCCUUAUUGGAAAUCAUGGAGGCUUGUAUGAGGGACAUCCCAGCCUGCAAGUGGUUAGACCAGUGGACAGAGCUUGCACAGAAGUUUGCAUUCCAGUAUAACCCGUCUCUUCAACCAAGAGCGCUAGUGGUUUUUGGCUGCAUAAGUAAGAGAGUGAGCCAUGGCCAGAUCAAGCAGAUCAUCCGAAUCCUCAGCAAGGCAAGCCCUCUGCUCAGCAUAGACCGGGGUCUAGAGAGCUGUCUGAAGGGACCGGACAAUUACAACAGCCAAGUAUUAAUUGAAGCCACAGUCAUUGCUCUAACCAAGCUGCAGCCUCUUCUCAGCAAGGAGUCCCCCAUGCACAAAGCUCUGUUCUGGAUCGCUGUAGCUGUGCUGCAGCUGGACGAAGUAAAUCUGUACUCUGCUGGAACUGCCCUGCUGGAGCAGAACCUCCACACUUUGGACACAAUGCGCAUCUUCAACGACAAGAGUCCAGAAGAAGUCUUCAUGGAAAUUAGACAUCCUUUAGAGUGGCACUGUAAGCAGAUGGAUCAUUUUGUGGGCCUCAAUUUUAGUGCCAAUUUCAACUUUGCACUGGUGGGCCACCUACUCAAAGGCUACAGACACCCAUCACCCACCACAGUAGCGAGAACAGUGAGAAUCCUGCACACACUUUUGACUCUCAUCAGUAAACAUCUGAAAUGUGACAAGUUUGAGGUCAACACCCAGAGUGUUGCCUAUCUGGCUGCACUGCUCACUGUAUCUGAGGAGGUCCGAAGCCGCUGCAGCCUCAAACACAGGAAGUCACUACUUAUUUCUGACCUGUCCAUGGACCCAGUACCCAUGGAUACCUACUGUAGUCACAUCGCUGAUCCCAGCUGCAGAAGUCUGCGAGAGACUCAGCCGUGGACAUCACCUCAGAUUUCAGAGCGGUAUCUUUCAACCCAUCACUACCCUACAGUGGGCCAGAUCAGCCCACGAACACGCAAGUCCAUGAGCCUUGACAUGGGUCAGCCCUCACAAGCUAACACCAAGAAGCUUCUGGGCACCAGGAAGAGCUUUGAUCAUCUCAUAUCAGACUCCAAAGCACCAAAAAGACCAGAGAUGGAGUCGGGUAUGACCACCCCUCCCAAGAUGAGGCGUGUAGCAGAAAACGACUACGAGAUAGAGACACAAAGAAUUGGAAACUCUCACCUUCGUAAAGUGUCUGUAUCAGAGUCCAACGUUCUGCUGGAUGAGGAGGUGCUGACUGAUCCAAAAAUCCAAGCUCUACUCCUCACUGUGCUGGCAACCCAGGUCAAAUAUACUACUGAUGACUUUGACCAACGGAUUUUGUACGAGUACUUGGCUGAAGCUUGCGUCGUCUUCCCAAAGGUUUUCCCAGUUGUCCACAAUCUGCUGGAUUCAAAAAUCAACACUGUGCUGUCCAUGUGCCAAGACACCAAUCUCCUAAACCCUGUCCAUGGCAUUGUCCAGAGUGUGGUUUACCAUGAGGAAUCGCCACCACAGUACCAGCCAUCCUAUUUACAAAGCUUUGGCUUCAAUGGACUUUGGAGGUUUGCCGGACCCUUCUCUAAGCAAACCCAGAUACCAGACUAUGCCGAGCUGAUUGUUAAGUUUUUGGAGGCACUGAUUGAUAGCUACCUGCCGACAGCUGACGAGGAGCGAGGAGAGGAGCAGUUGAGGACGCCCACCUCCCCCUACCCGCCCACCAGUCAGAGCCAGCUCAGCAUCACUGCCAACCUCAACCUGUCCAACUCUAUGACUUCACUGGCCACUUCGCAGCACUCACCAGGCGUGGACAAGGAGAAUGUCCAGCUGUCCCCCAGCUCUGCUUUGUCCACUGGGGGUCGCACUCGCCACGGUUCAGCCAGUCAGGUCCAGAAGCAGCGCAGUGCCGGCAGCUUCAAGAGACCCAGUAUCAAGAAGAUUGUCUGAUGCACCAGGGAAUGCCAUCCCAUCUAUUCUCCCAACCUCCUCCAUCUCUUCUUUCUCUCUGCCCCUCCUUCAGUCUGCAAGGCCUCAUACUGCACUCGACUUUAAAAUGUCCUCCCUCUUCAAGCUUGUUGCUUUGGCAGUAGAACAAGU
Hippoglossus stenolepis (Pacific halibut) is the source of this 8694-nucleotide messenger RNA. Its product is annotated as neurofibromin. Gene Ontology annotation, biological process: regulation of GTPase activity. The transcript is spliced from 57 exons. The record is from RefSeq and is a predicted model, not a curated record. Lineage: Eukaryota; Metazoa; Chordata; Actinopteri; Pleuronectiformes; Pleuronectidae. The coding region runs from base 214 to 8544 and encodes 2776 amino acids.